AUGAAGCUCCCCGAAUGCUCGCACUCAUCUAGCAUCCUCCUGCUCUUCACAAGUCUCGUCCAGCCAUCUGCCACCCGCUAUUAUGCCGCCCUGAGCGACUCAUACGCGGCAGGUGACGGUGCCGGGAGUCCUCGCCUACCACCGCACCGCGAAUUUGGCUGUGGCCGAUUCGACGGUGCCUACCCCGUGCUGCUCGCCAACAAUUUCUCCCUGUUGAUCCCUCCCUCGGGCUUCACCAAUGUCGCGUGCGGUGGCGCUUCCAGCACCAGCGUGCGCACGACCCAGGUACCAUACAUUGGGGACGCCGACUUCGUGACGGUGACGGUGGGCGGUAACGAAAUCGACUUCUUCGUGGUUCUGAAUGCUUGCGUGCAUCAGUGGUUUCCGGGUGGUGACUGCGACGCUGAAAUCGUGCGGGCCAGGGAGGCUGUCCAAGCGGGCACUCUUCUGAGGAGGUAUGGCGAAAUGAUUGCGGCGGCAAAGAAAACCAUGAAAGACGAUGCUAGGCUCCUCGUCACUGGGUACGCGCGAUUCUUCAACUCCCAGACGACACAGUGUGAUCAUGUGAGUUUCAGUAGGCGCGACCCAGACCGAGUUUUGAGCCGGGAGAUGCGAGUACAGUUCAACGCGAUUGUGGGAAUGCUGAACGACGUUAUCGAAGCAAGCGCAGAAGCUCACGGCGCAAGUUACGUCGACAUCGAUCAAGUCUUCGAUGGACACAGAUUCUGUGAGGAGGGAGUUGUGGAACCGUCAAGCACAAACCAGACGUGGUUCUUCAAUCUCGAAUACCCGCAGCCACGCACCGCACCGAGCGCUGGUCAGCACGUUCUACCGGGGCCCAUUAAGGACUACCUCGAUAUGACUCGCGCCUUCCAUCCUAAUGCUCUUGGACACAAGGCAAUUGCCGAGAAAAUCGCUCAAUUAAUUCUCAACCGAUGA
This is a messenger RNA of Cyphellophora europaea CBS 101466, 939 nucleotides long. RefSeq lists its product as uncharacterized. The transcript has a single exon. Gene Ontology annotation, molecular function: hydrolase activity, acting on ester bonds. Lineage: Eukaryota; Fungi; Ascomycota; Eurotiomycetes; Chaetothyriales; Cyphellophoraceae. Bases 1 to 939 code for a protein of 312 amino acids. The record is from RefSeq and is a predicted model, not a curated record.